Molecule: messenger RNA, 905 nt
Organism: Spirodela intermedia
Lineage: Eukaryota; Viridiplantae; Streptophyta; Magnoliopsida; Alismatales; Araceae
Source: the annotation of a GenBank genome assembly
AUGGCCUUUGCUAUCACCCAUGACCUUCUACGAUUCCACCGGACUGAGGGCGAGGUUUUUCAGAGGGUGAAGCUCAUGGAGAGGGAAAAUAUCGAGGCCAGGAACGUCGUUGCCCUGUGGAUGUGGCUCGAAUCGAUGGGGUUCCCCAACAUGGUCCACCGCGCGAAGAACGCCUCCGCCGACGUCUUCCGGCGUUUAUUAUUCGAGGCGGAGGCCAUCCUCGACUGCCUUCGCCAAGGGAACCCCCGUCCCUCUCAAAACCCAACUGCCAUUUCCCUAACGGCGGAGGGAAUAAGGGAUCCCAUCACACUCCGGUUCUUUUACGCCAAUCGUGAUGUUGCGAUAAGGAGCAUCGUAGCAGUCCUUGACGGCGUGGGUAGGGUCAUCUUUAACGAUGAUCUCGUCAAGGCAGCUAGAGAUAGCGACGCUGGGCAUAAGUUGGAGCCGAGUUUGGCAGCGGCCCUAAGGACUCCUUACGUUCACAUGAUGGAGCCGACGCACCAGGACUAUCGCUCCAUGCUGGUCACCUUUUCCCCUGGCCGCCGUCCUAAUGCCGAAGCAAUUACUAACUACUUCGUGGGGUACUUGAACCCAAAGCCUGGACGGAUAUCCUGAAAGAGAUUAAGCGUUUUUUUUCUAUUCUUGUUCUUGUAUUUUAACCGCUGAUCGUUUCUCUACUGUUCUGCAGGAGGUGGGGGAUCUGUCUCGAGAGCGUGGAUCUUGACUUGGACCCGGGCCUAGGGCAGCGGCAGGGCCCCGUGCCAACCUACGGCCGAGUUGUCUUCACAACCCCCUCAUAUCUCCCCUUACUGCUGAAUGGUGAGCAUUAUUCAGAGUUUAAUCUAGACGGGAUGGUGAUGUGGGGGCGGAGGAACAUACACUGGUACCACAGCGUCAAUGGCUAG